CGCCGCCUCCCCGCGCGGCGCCGCUCGGGCCAUUUUGCGGCGCGAUGAGGCGGGAGCGGCAGUGAGCAGUGCCCGGACUCAUCCCGCUCCUCUUCGCACCUCCUCCGUCUCAGCCCGCUGGGAUCGGGCCGCCCCGUGCUUGGGGAGCGAAAGGGAAGGAAGCCCAGUCAGGGGACAGAGAGACCCCGAGAGCCGCCCGCCCCUCAAGCGCCGGCCCCCGGCGGCGCGGCGGAGCCAUGAGCUGGGGCACGGAGCUGUGGGACCAGUUUGACAACUUAGAGAAACACACACAGUGGGGUAUUGAUGUUUUGGAAAAAUACAUCAAGUUUGUAAAAGAAAGAACAGAGAUUGAACUCAGCUAUGCAAAGCAGCUUAGGAAUCUUUCAAAGAAAUACCAACCUAAAAAGAACUCCAAAGAAGAGGAGGAAUACAGGUACACAUCAGCUAGAGCCUUCCUAGCCACUUUAAAUGAAAUGAAUGACUAUGCUGGACAGCACGAGGUCAUUUCGGAGAACAUGACCUCUCUUAUCACUGGAGAGUUAACCCGCUACGUGCAGGAGCUGAAACAAGAGAGGAAAUCGCAUUUCCAUGAUGGCAGAAAGGCACAACAACAUAUUGAAACUUGCUGGAAACAACUUGAAGCUAGCAAGAGGCGGUUUGAACGGGACUGCAAAGAAGCUGAUCGAGCACAGCAGUAUUUUGAGAAAAUGGAUGCUGACAUCAAUGUUACAAAAGCAGAUGUUGAAAAAGCAAGACAGCAAGCCCAGCUGAGACAUCAAAUGGCAGAAGACAGCAAAGCAGAAUAUUCUUCCACUCUGCAGAAAUUCAACAGUGAGCAGCAUGAUCAUUACUACACACACAUACCAAACAUCUUCCAGAAAAUACAAGAGAUGGAGGAAAGAAGAAUCGUGAGGAUAGGUGAAUCCAUGAAAACUUUUGCAGAGGUCGACCGCCAAGUGAUCCCCAUCAUUGGAAAGUGUCUGGAUGAAAUAACAAAGGCUGCAGAAUCAAUUGAUCACAAGAAUGAUUCACAGCUGGUAAUAGAAGCCUUUAAAUCAGGAUUUGAGCCUCCGGGAGAUGUCGACUUUGAGGAUUUCACUCAGCCCAUGAAGCGGACGAUCUCAGAAUCCAGCCUUUCCAACUCCAGAGGGGAUGGCAAGUCUGAGCCCAAGUUUGGUAGCAAAUCCAAGGGCAAGUUAUGGCCAUUCAUCAAGAAAAAUAAGUCUCCCAAGCAGCAAAAGGAACCCCUCUCCCAUCGCUUCAACGAGUUCAUGACCUCCAAACCCAAAAUCCACUGCUUCAGGAGCCUAAAGCGUGGGCUUUCUCUCAAGCUGGGAGCAGGGCCAGAAGACUUCAGCAAUCUCCCACCCGAGCAAAGAAGAAAGAAGCUUCAGCAAAAGGUCGAUGAACUGAACAAAGAUAUCCAGAAGGAGAUGGAUCAAAGAGAUGCCUUAACAAAAAUGAAAGAUGUGUAUAUCAAGAACCCCCAGAUGGGAGAUGCAGCGAGUGUGGACCAGAGAUUGGCAGAGCUUGGACAGAACAUCGAGAAGCUACGAUUAGAGGUUCAGAAGUUUGAGGGCUGGCUGGCUGAGGUGGAGGGCAGGUUGCCCCCACGGAACGAGCAGGCCCGGCGGCAGAGCGGCCUCUAUGAGGCCCAGAACACUUCAGCAGUCAACAGCUGUGCCCAGGACCGGGAGAGCCCAGAUGGCAGUUACACAGAAGAGCAGAGUCAGGAGACUGAGAUGAAAGUACCUGCAACAGAUUUUGACGAUGAGUUUGAUGAUGAAGAACCACUGCCCACCAUAGGAACCUGUAAAGCACUCUAUACUUUUGAAGGUCAGAAUGAAGGAACAAUUUCUGUAGCAGAAGGAGAAAUGCUGUAUGUAAUAGAAGAAGACAAAGGUGAUGGCUGGACACGAAUCCGAAGGAACGAAGACGAGGAGGGCUAUGUCCCCACGUCCUAUGUUGAAGUCUAUUUGGACAAAAAUGCCAAAGGUGCUAUGACUUAUAUUUAAUACUAUUAUUAUUACUUUAUUUGCUUUCACAGAGGAAUCCAACUCUGAAACUGCUCUGUGUUGCAGAUAGAGCCUUUGAAAAGUCUGUACAAUGCCUCAGAGUGCAUUAUUUUGUACGUGGACUAAUAUGGCUUCUUGUACUGCAAAACCUGCUUUUUAUUGAUCAGAGAAGGAUAGUGUUGGUAGACUGCAAAGCUAAAGGGGAAAGGAGCCUUUCCCAGACAGUGCUGCUUCAACUGUCACUGCCAUUGCUCACCUGACUUGGCACAGGACAUCUGAAGCCAUUUGGGAUGAUACUCUCUCUCCUCAGAUAGCCAGGUGGCCUCUCAGCCACAUUCACACAUCAUCUCGUUGUCCCAGCCUGGUUCAGUGGAGUGUUACGUAGGAAAUACGUAGCCUGCUGUCCUGUGGGGGGGCUUUUCAGAGCCUGUUGUGUUCUAUGGACCUUUUGGAUUGAAACCUAGUCAUCAUUUAGUUAGUGUGUCUGGAAGGGGAAGGAGAGAUCUUACCAAAACCUGCCGACACAGAAGUCUGUGGUACUUGGUAAACCAGUAAAACAUAGACAUCAAGAAAGAUCCUCCACUCUUCUCCCCUUGAUACAUUUCAUUUGCUGUUUCAGAUGAAAUACAGUUAUUUCAGAGGACCAUAACUAAUGCUUGAUCUUUUGCUCACACACAGUCAAUGGAGACAUUCAGAGUUUAGGCUCACCAGUCUUCUCUUAGGUUGGUGCUUUAACUCCUCAAUUAAAUGUACUAUAUAAGCAAGGAGAAUCUACAGGAGAGUCCUGACCGGAAUAUGUGCUGUGCACACCUGGUAGUGUAACACACUGAGAGAUCAAAAGAUUUGAGUCCUGUUUCAAGCCAGGAUGUGUUUGAAGUCCCUUUUUUUCAGUCAUUUAUUCCUUCAGAUUAUUGUUGUGUUUCCUUAAACCUUAUUGUUGAUGUGAAACAAGCUGUCUCAGCCAAUUUAAAAGAAAACCAAACCAUUGUCAUUGGGGUUUUAUGGACAGGAGGAAGAGAGGAGCAGAGCAAGACUGUAAACAAUCACUCUAACUUGAUCAGUUCACUGACCUGGAUUUGGUAUUAAACAGUGCAGUGUCUUUGCUGCAGAGGAAGGUCUGGAGUCUUUUAUUUUGCCAUACAUACAGUAGUUCUACAUUUGUGUUGGCAAACACAGGGUCAGUUGAGACAUGAGAGUGCAAAAAAAUCAUCCCUGCUGUCAGCAUUUAUUGACCCCUGUAAUAGGAAUGUGGAUCAAACAUUUCCUUACCUCACACUCAGAAAGAACAGAACAGGAGAUGCUGUCUCAUACUCCUGGGCUCUGUGGAGAUCAGCUGCUUUGUGUGUGGCAAUAGUUGAAAGCAACAUUAUUAUUCUGCUGGAAAAUGCAGUGUAGGCUGCUUGGAACAGCUAAGCUAGUGUGGCAUCUAAAUCUGUCUUAAGUAACAAGCAUGGCUGUACUGGCCUGGGGCAUACACUGUGGCUCGCAUCAGUGGAGCCUCACAUCAAAUCACCUCUGCAUGAGCAGAGCCAGGGGGUGUGAGGGAAUCCCAACACAAUCCUGCAACUCAGCUGGCCAAAAUUUGUCUUUCAUUUGCCCUUCUGGAGAGAAUGUUGCAGGAGCAUUACAAUACCAGCCAGAAAAUGGUCCUGGUGUGUUAAUGGUGUUACAUAAGCCAUGGGAUGGUGCUGAGUGGUGCCAGAAGUGAGGCUGUGCUGGGAGCCAAGGCUGGUAUGGUUGCAGCCACUCCUGUAGCAACAAUGGAGAGUUUCCAGUUUUUCCAUUAAUCUUGCUCAACUUCAGGAGCAAAAUCAAAUGCAUCAGUGAAUAUGUGAUGUAAAGGAACUGCAGCAUUUACCUCUGUUACUCCUCAGUUCUCUGGUUAGAAGGAAAAGCUAAAAGAGAACUUUCCUUAAAAUGUCCCAGCAGGAGGAUGAAGAUUUGGGGCAAGUGCUACUGUGUUUAAAGACAAAUUCUGUUUCAAGCUGCAUGUUUCUUGUUUGAUUGUUGGUGGGUUAGUAGAAGUGGCUUCAUUCCUUGAAGCAGAAUCUAUGGCAUUCCUGAGAAUGCCACUGGCAAUACUAAAGCAUUUACAAACUUGAGUAGUUCUUUCCUCUUGUGGGAAAGAAGUUUGAGCAGCUGAUACCUGUAAAGGUUGGCUGCAUGAGGGGUGGGAGCAUCCACACCAGCUCUUGAGUCCAUCACUGACUCUCCCAGCCAGCAGAAUCUAUUCUGGCUCGGGCAUUCCUGCCUGGCUCAGCCGUGCCAGUGCCGUGGGCCCGAGGCAGCUCUGUCUCAGCAAUGCAACUGCUCAGUGCUUUGAGGAAAGCUACCUGGCAGCUGCUGAGCUGUUCUAGUCAGCUGAAGCCUGUAAUGUCAGUGCUCUGCUGCCAACCCUGAGAUGAGUAGGACAGGUAAGUCGUGCGCUGUGGUCUGUCCUCCUGCAAGUACCUGUGCGAGGGCUGUUCAUAAAGCUUACAGUGGUACCUCCAGUCAGAGGCUGUUAGCAAACCCUACCAUAACAAAGAACAGUAAUGUCUAUCUUGUUUUGCCUUUUGUUUUUUUUUCCAGAUGAGUACAAAUCACUUCAGAAAAUCUCUGAGUAGGUUUGCAUAGGCCUGUUCACCUUUUAUUCUACCGGUUUGCUGCUACGGUUGUUUUAAGAGCUCUGUGUCAGAAGGUUUUCUUUAGAAGAGAUGAAUGCACAUGUCCUAUCUCCAGCAAUGAAAGACUCUGUUAGGUACCAUUCACUCAGCUGAUGCAUGUAUAAGUUCACUUCUUGAAAUUUAAAUGUGCAUCACUGCCAAUGAAAGUACUGACCCAACGGGGGGAAUUUAGUUGUCGACAGUGUCGUCCUCCCUAACCAAAGGGAGAGCCAGCACAGGUCAUUCUCACUGUGAUGCAUGCAGGAAACUUAGAGAUGCUAAAAAAGACCCUUAAGAAUUGGAUCUACAGGCUGUAAGCUCAUGUUUUGAGGCUUCUGCCAACCUCUGACUGCUGAGGGAAAAGGAAGAAAACCCCUCAGUGCACGCAGGGGUGUGAGUUCUUGCAGGGCUUUUCUGUGCCCGUUGGGUAUCUGGUGCUGGCAACUGUCAAAUCUUGGCCUUUUUGCUCAAGAGUGACCCUACUGUGUUACUGAAUGUGGUACCUCAUCACCUGCUGGGGAACAAAGCUGCCUCUCCCUGAGGGGAUGCUGUGAAAUGGUGUGAUGCACAAAAGAACUUGCCAGCGUUCUGUAGACUCCCCAUUGCACCCAGUGAACACACCCUGUUCCCUUCCCCAGCAAGGCUGGCUGUUGGGUCACAGGCACAUAUUGUGAAGUUUUGGAGCUGUGUGCUGAUGAGUGUUUUGCCACUGUGGGCCUGUUCCUCCUUCCAUUAUAGAUACACAUCCUUGUGAGGUCAGCCCUGUGAUUCCCAGAGUUGCAGCUCUGCUGUCUGUUUGCUGUAACCUUUCUGCAGAGCCCUGACUUCUAUAAGUAAAUAGGUAAAAGUUAACCAUGCUGAUGCACUUUGUUUUAAUCUAGGAUAUAUCUGAUUAUUUAAUGCUUGCCAAAUUAUUUAGGAAACAGUAAUUACAAACUGGACUGUGGCUCUUAAAAAUCCUCUUGUUAAAUACUUGCCCUUAGUUCUCCCAGUAUAAUAAAAACUAUUGUACAUAACGUAACUUAAAAACUAAAGUGACUUGAAUUGUUUUUAUCCUUUUAUGUAUGUAUAAAUAUAAAUGGUUUCACAGGCUGUUGUUGUGCUUAACCUAGCUGUUGCUUUGGUAGCUGCUCAGUCCCUCUGACGUUGGGUUUGGUUACUCAGCUGCCUACAUCUGGUCAGGCUUGCAUAGAAACUCUCAGUUUGUGUUAAAGUUCAUUGUUCAUUGUUCCAUCUGGCCAGAGUGGUUGUUUCAUUUCUACUCUUCUUGUUCUUUUAAAGAACCAUCAUCUGUCAGGAACCUCUCUAUAGCUCGAUGUACCAUGGUGUCUUCCUCUAAUAAACAUUAUAUUUUCUCA
Messenger RNA from Colius striatus (speckled mousebird), 6018 nucleotides. RefSeq names its product formin binding protein 1 (gene FNBP1). Bases 237 to 2015 code for a protein of 592 amino acids. Gene Ontology annotation, molecular function: protein binding. The record is from RefSeq and is a predicted model, not a curated record. The transcript is spliced from 16 exons. Gene Ontology annotation, biological process: endocytosis; signal transduction. NCBI's taxonomy places the organism in Eukaryota, Metazoa, Chordata, Aves, Coliiformes, Coliidae.